This is a messenger RNA of Gongylonema pulchrum, 1134 nucleotides long. The record is from the annotation of a GenBank genome assembly. Lineage: Eukaryota; Metazoa; Nematoda; Chromadorea; Rhabditida; Gongylonematidae.
UUGCAGAGUGAGUAUUCCUCACAGGAGCAGCUCUGUGAUGCGCUUGGCGAACUGCGGUUCAGCAGCAAUGAUGGGUCAAACGAAGAGUGUCAAACGCGUCCCCGUUCUCGCAGUUUAACGAGCCCUGCUCGAUUCGGAUCCGAUUCAGCGUGCAGUUUUGUCGUUCGUGGAGCGAUCUAUAAGGAACGUUUUCCAAAGGAGAAGCGCAGUUCGUUCUCAUCAUUCUACGACGACGAGGCGGGUUUGCGUGCUGAAACGGAGCGUGAGCUGCCGGAACGUCGUCCACCCUGCGAGGAGGACUUCGAAACUAUCCGUGUAUACGCUGAAAGAGACAUUUUGACAUUCACGGACAAUCCGUUUGUUGUGUCAUUCUAUGGUUCAUUCGAGACGCGGCACCAUCUCUGCAUGCUUAUGGAAUAUGUGGAAGGUGGCGAUUGUGCAGCGCUGCUGAAGAAGGCCGGGACAUUACCGCUGGAUACAGCACGGCUCUACAUUGCAGAGACUGUGCUUGCCAUUGAUUAUCUUCACUCCUACGGUAUUGUGCAUCGUGAUUUGAAGCCUGAUAACUUACUGAUAACAGCAAUGGGUCACAUAAAAUUAACCGAUUUCGGACUUUCAAAAAUAGGCCUGAUGAACCGAGCCACGUUACUUUACGAGAAUUACGUUGAUUUUCUCGAUACACAGCAAUUCACCGAUAAACAACUUUGUGGCACUCCAGAAUACAUUGCACCGGAAGUAAUCUUAAGACAAGGAUACGGUAAACCAGUGGAUUGGUGGGCGCUUGGUAUUAUUCUUUAUGAAUUCCUGAUUGGAAUUGUUCCAUUUAUAGCCGAUACUCCAGAUCUUCUGUUUGAAAAAAUCGUCGGCGAUGAAGCGGAGUUUCCUGAGGGUGAAGAAGCACUUCCCGUAGAAGCGGAGUCGCUGAUCAAGCGUCUGUUGGAAAAAGAUCCAGUAGAACGGCUUGGAACGUUCAAUGGCGCGCAGCAGUUGAUGCUUGAUCCAUUCUUCGCUGGCUUAGAUUUUAAAUCGCUGCUACGACAAAAAGCGGAAUUUGUGCCACAGCUCGAGGGUGAAGAAGAUACAUCCUAUUUUGACACUCGAACUGACCGGUUCGUUUUUAACUCAUUUGUUUGA